UUUUUUGGUUUUAUAGUAAAUAUGUACAGUAUACACACACACACACAGUAUACAUACAUACAUUUAUAUAUAUAUUUAAAUUGAAUCCAGAUGAGAGACUUGUACUCUUGUAGCUCAGUUCUAUAUUUUGUGUUUUUUGGUGUCUUUACAUUUUUUACUGUUUUAUUUUCUAGUUUCAGAGCAGUAGUUGUGUCCAAAAAAAACCCCUACCAUAUAAAUUGACCAGGUUUUUAAGUCAAAAGAAAACACUGAAAAAUCAACAAUUUCUUGUUUUGAAAGAUGGUUUCUCAUUGUUUACAGAACUGAUUUAAAUGGAAUGGCAAACCUUUGGGAAAAAAAUAGACCAUCCAUAAAGUUAACUAUCUUUCAGGCCUGCCUGAGGGAUCAAGAAACUAGCUACACUGGUUGAAUUAGAUGUUCUGCAUGUAUAUACUGAAUGCCCAAUUCCUCUGAGAGAAAAAAACCAUAAUGGAUCCUAGCUGUGAUUACCACUUUCUUCACCGUGUUUUGGGGAAAACUGUACACAUCACAUUGAAAUGUGGCAUAUUCCAGGGGAUAUUGCAACAUGUGGAUUCCAGUCAGUGUAUCUUUCUAAACAGAGUUAAGAAUUUGGAAAAUGGCAGAAAUGUACCAGGAAUAAAGAGGUUCUUUGGCCAUGAAAUUGUUAAUGUGGAAUUGCUCGACGACCUGGAACAAUCAGCUGCAGAAAGAAAUUUCACUCCUACUAGAUCCAGGGAAUUUCCACUUACUAAGUUGUCUGAAAUCAACCAAGCAUCACUGCUGGAUCAAAGCACCCAUACAGCUAAUGUUGUUUCCCCAGUGAGCCAGCAACUCUGUUUGGGUAAUGUUAUAUUUAAAUUUCCUGAUGAAGAUAGCGGGAAAGACAUAGAAUAUAUUGUUAUUAAUCAAUUCCAGAAAGCAUUUGGUUCUGCUAUGAUGCACAUCAAAAAUCAAAGUGUAUGUAGUAUAGCAGCAGAGGGUGUCAAUUUGUGUCGGCAUGGAAAACUUUCUUGGUUACAAGUAGCAACAAAACGUCAGGUUUUUUUAUUUGAUGUUUUUGUUUUGGGAGCUCAAGUGUUCAAGAAUGGACUACAAAUGAUACUGGAGGACCAGAAUAUUUUGAAAGUUAUCCAUGAUUGUCGUUGGCUCUCAGAUUGUCUUUCUCACCAAUAUGGAAUUGUGCUCUCCAAUGUCUUUGAUACACAGGUUGCUGAUGUAUUACAGUUCUCAACAGAAACAGGUGGCUACCUUCCACAUAGAAUCAGCACUUUACAAGAGUGUUUAAUGCGAUAUUUUAGGCUGCCUGACAAAUGCAUUUCUUUUUUGGAAUACAAACAGCAAGCAAUGGAGGAAGAUCCUGAGGUCUGGUUUGUGCGACCCCUUCCACCUGUAUUGUUGAAUAUAUUAGCCCUGGAAACAGCGUAUCUCCUCCCUCUCCGUUUGCUGCUGCUUGGUGAAAUUAUGUCUGAUUUAACAACAUUAGUGGAUAGUUACUUGAAUGCAUUUAGGCAAGGAUCUGCAGAUCCCCUGGGGAGCAUCAAGAUAUCUUCUAUGGAGUUACCAGAAGAACUACGACAACUGGCAGAUCUUUAUAACAUCCGAAGAAAAACUGCGGUGCAAAAGUUCCAGCUCAAUGAGGAAGGUUUCCUUAUCAGGGGAAUGGGGGCAAUAAGAAGAAAAAAGGCAGAGAAUGAACCAUAUCCUAAAACAUACUGUCCAGAUUCUGAUACCCAGGGCAAUUAUAAAAAAGAAGAGAUAUAUAACCAUGAUAACCAAAAGCCCAUAGUUGUCAAUGAUGAGAUAGACUCUAAAAUGGACAUUGGAAGAGACAAAGGGGAAAAUAACCACAAAGAAAGUUCAGUUUUUCUCUAGAAAAAAAAACCAAGGCAGCUCUUCUUCAGCUCUGAGAAGCUUCUUGG
This is a messenger RNA of Thamnophis elegans (Western terrestrial garter snake), 1919 nucleotides long. It is a transcript of the gene EXD1, whose product is annotated as exonuclease 3'-5' domain containing 1. NCBI's taxonomy places the organism in Eukaryota, Metazoa, Chordata, Lepidosauria, Squamata, Natricidae. Gene Ontology annotation, biological process: nucleobase-containing compound metabolic process. The transcript is spliced from 12 exons. Gene Ontology annotation, molecular function: 3'-5' exonuclease activity; nucleic acid binding. The coding region runs from base 469 to 1872 and encodes 467 amino acids. The record is from RefSeq and is a predicted model, not a curated record.